Molecule: messenger RNA, 1107 nt
Organism: Penicillium diatomitis
Lineage: Eukaryota; Fungi; Ascomycota; Eurotiomycetes; Eurotiales; Aspergillaceae
Product: SDR family oxidoreductase
Exons: 2
Coding region: 1-1107 (368 amino acids)
Source: RefSeq, a predicted model, not a curated record
AUGGAGCAGCAUUCGCCUGCUCGUCAGGGGCCCAGCUCUCCCAUUGCGUCUCGCGAUUCACGGUUGCAUCUUCCUUCUACGACCGACCCUCCUGGACCGCAAAAUCCCCCCAAACGUCUCGUAUGGCUGAUUUUCGGAGCCACUGGUCACAUGGGCCGCUCGCUCGUCAAGACCACCCUCGCCCGAAAUGAUCUCGUCGCCGCCGUCGGCCGGACCUUCGAGAACAGUCCCGAAGCCAUGCAAGAAUUGGAAGCCGAACACGAAAACUGCCUCGGCUUGCUGUGUGAUGUUCGGGCACGAGAGACUGUGAAAAGAGUCAUAGAUCGGACGAUUAAGCGCUUCGGCCGCAUCGACGUUAUUGCCAAUUGCGCCGGCUACGGCGUGAUCGGUGCAUGUGAAGACCAGGACGAGUUCGAUAUUCGGAAUCAGUUCGAGACCAACUUCACCGGCACCCUGAACAUCAUUCAGUUAUCUUUGCCGCACUUCAGGGAAAGGCGCGCGGGUCGAUACUUGAUUUUCAGCUCUACAUCAGGUGCGCUAGGGGUACCUGGACUUGGACCGUACUGCGCGUCAAAGUAUGCGGUGGAGGGUUUGAUGGAGAGUAUGCUUUAUGAAGUGGACAGCUUCAAUAUUAAGGCGACUCUCGUGGAACCCGGUCACAUGCGACGGGAUGACUUGGGAGAUCUGGUGUCCCCGUCAGUCAUGGCAGCCAACCCAUCCGAGCACAAUCUCUCCUCGCCUCUACCGCUAUACGGCCACUUCCUUGUCAAGCCGCCGAGCGAGCCGUAUAACACGGCGACAUCGCCUGCAGCGCAUGCCAGACGGAUGCUGAUGUGGCUAGGUGACAAGCAGCCUGCGUCUGCGGUGAAAGCUGCGCAUUUGGUGUGGGAACUGGGCCAUUGCUCUUAUCCACCUCUACGAUUGAUCCUUGGUACCUAUGCCGUGGAGAGUAUUCGGGAUCGUCUCAAAUGUAUCAUUGAGGAGAUUGAAGACUGGAAGCAUUUGAGUUUUCCCUUGGGAGAGUCUCAGCCUGCGCCUGCGAAUCGUGAAAGGUCUGCACCCGCUGAUAGUGCCGAUGGCGGGGAUGGCGAUGGCGGCAGUGGGUGA